AUGCAUCCCUUCAUCUUCUCUGGCCUGGCUUUGGCUGCAACUUUAGUACGACCUGUAUACUCCAUAGACCUCCCCGACUACACCGGAUUAAAGACAUCCCAGAAUGGCAGCGUCUUGACGGUGACCUUUCACAAUCCUUCGUCUCCUAUCAACUUGUGGAACCUGGAUACUCAAAACGAUUUGACCGAUUUGGUAUCUCGCCUCCAGGUCAAUAACGAAACCAAGGUCGUUAUCUUCAACAGUGACAUCGUAAUCACCAUCGGCGCUGUAGAAGGCCGCGCCCGCGGUGCCGGCAACGAGUUCCUCGUUUCUCUCGACAUGCGCUUUGCCACAAAGGCGGAGAGCCUCUUCGGCCAACCCGAAGUCGGAAGUGGCUUGUUCCCCGGUGGCGGUGGCAGCCAGUUCCUCCCGGGCCUAAUCGGCAGAGGCCGCGCCAUGGAGUACGUCCUGAGCUCUAAUGACAUCACUGCAGAAGACGCCGCGAACAUCGGAUGGAUCAACAAGGCAUUCGACACCUCCGCUGAAAUGUACGGCUACAUCGACAAGCUCGCCCAGCGCUUUAGCUGGUUCCCUCUAUCAGCUCUGAGCGGCGGCAAGAAGACGAUCAACAGAGCUUCGGCGCCGUCGCUUGAGCAGGUCAUUGAGGAUACCAAGGACUUCUUCCAGCAGCAAUUUGAUCCGGAGGCGCAGGCCAUGGCCAAGAGGUCGGCGUUGCUGUCUCGCAAUGUUUCGGCCGUGGACUUGGAGCUGAACUUGCCUGAGACGAUUGCCCGUCUUUACACCUAA
Molecule: messenger RNA, 786 nt
Organism: Colletotrichum scovillei
Lineage: Eukaryota; Fungi; Ascomycota; Sordariomycetes; Glomerellales; Glomerellaceae
Exons: 3
Coding region: 1-786 (261 amino acids)
Source: RefSeq, a predicted model, not a curated record